Actinia tenebrosa (Australian red waratah sea anemone) is the source of this 1603-nucleotide messenger RNA. RefSeq lists its product as uncharacterized. NCBI's taxonomy places the organism in Eukaryota, Metazoa, Cnidaria, Anthozoa, Actiniaria, Actiniidae. The record is from RefSeq and is a predicted model, not a curated record.
GAGAAGGGGGACACAGUACGGAAUAGCGAAUAAGCCUUUUGUUUUAAACGUAAGCUUGUGUUUCUGCUUUUUAUUCUCGUCAAGAACACGGACCUCAUUGUUGAGACUGAUCCAGUUCUUUUUAUUCAGCGAAACAAUUUCCAUGUCAGAAUGACCUAUCGCUAUCGCCAUUGGCGAUGACAACAUUUAGUGAAAUAAGUGUAUACCGAACAACCUAUAAGAACUGAACCAGCAGAAACAAAAUGAAGCACUGACAAAAGAUGAAAUUUUUUUACUUAAUCUUAUGAGUUCUUUUAAAUCAGUUGAAUUAAUAACAUUUGAGAGCUAAUUUUUCAGCUGCAGGAGCCAGCAUGAGGUAAAGCCUCCUAACGUAACCCAUUGCUAAAUCAAACUCUGGAAACUAAAUGUGAAUGUGAAAGUGAUAAUCCUGACUGCACAAAUGCAUCCAAGACCAAGAAGCCAACUGAUAUUCUCAUUCUUCCUGUUUUAUUUCCAUUUUCGUUAUUGUUUGUUAGCUAACAAUUCGCUAGGCCUACAAGCAUUUUUCACGAGAGUUGAAUUUCACAAGCUCGAAGGAAGUUCUAUUCAAACCGUCUUCGUGAAUAGUAUCAUCAAAUGCUGUUUUAAAUGUCAGCGUUUUUCAGAUUGUGUAGCUCUGAAUAUCGUCACACUGCCAAACCAAGAUGGCUUGUAUGAAUGUGUGUUGUUGAGGAAGGAGGCAGGCGAUUCUACUCGACCAUUAACAGCAUCCCAUCUUUAUCAUCACUACACUCUUCGCUUGAUGCCCCCACCAAACUCCAUUCAUUGGCCGGGUGAUCAACGGUACAAGAUCAACACAAGUCCUGUAUGUUUUGGAACUAAAGACUCAUCAUUUGGACGAUUCUAUAUUAAACAGAAUAUGACAAUCACCGCAAUCAAGCUUGUCCACCUGUCUGGUUACUUGAUGUGCAAUGUGCUGCAAGACUCGUGCAAAAGCAACUGGGGCUGUGCCGCUUAUACUACGACCCGUAAUAAUUCCUAUGAAGACAGGCUAUAUACAAUAAUAACUGACCAUCAAGACCACAAGAUACUUCCUAAAGACGAAUUUAUCAAAAGUUUCGUGAGUCUAAGCUACAGCCUCCCUGGAAUCACGUCCCAGUCUCCUGAACUGCUCUUCACAAACUUUACCACUCCGAUGAAUGUUACUGCGGUUCAAGAGUUUCGCAUCUGGUAUGGACAAGACCUUGUAAACAAAAGUGAAAGCAAUAACGAAGGAAAUGCGUGUGUUGAGGUGUACGUGUAUGGAAAUGAAACGGUAUAAUUUGAUGCUUAAAAAAAUUUAAGUUAAGGUACCUGGACUAGCUAAAGUGGGUGUCAGUGGGACAUUUGUUCAAAUCGUAUUCAGUAUAUUCUAGAAGUGACUUGAUAAUAAAAAUAUCCAUAAAAUUGUCUUUCCAAAUUGCAUGUUAAAAGUGUGAAAUUCACACAUAAGGCGUCAAAAAAACACAGGUUACCCAAAGAAAAGAAAAUACGGCAGGGCCGUAACCACCAAUUUCUGAUUGGUCCGGUUUUCGGUUUUUUCGAUAUUUUUUAAAAAAUUUUUUCUUAAAUUUUUUGCCCGAAA